Sinocyclocheilus rhinocerous is the source of this 3674-nucleotide messenger RNA. RefSeq names its product centlein, centrosomal protein (gene cntln). Gene Ontology annotation, cellular component: centriole; centrosome. Lineage: Eukaryota; Metazoa; Chordata; Actinopteri; Cypriniformes; Cyprinidae. The transcript is spliced from 26 exons. Gene Ontology annotation, biological process: protein localization to organelle; centriole-centriole cohesion. Bases 216 to 3668 code for a protein of 1150 amino acids. The record is from RefSeq and is a predicted model, not a curated record.
GUCAAAACACGGAACUGGCGCAAUCUUUUGAAACAGUCAAGGCGUUUGUUUGUAUUUCCACUUUAAUGAACUCUGUUUUCUAUUUUCCCGUUUUAACGCACCGAUGAAAAUAUGCUGUUAGGUGCGAUCAGAAUGGUGAUUUAAUAAUAUUGCAGAUCUUCACUUUGCAUAAACUGUAAGUUCAUCGGUAUCCAAGGACGCGCUACAGGAUCUCAAUGGACCCGAAAGACAAUGAACGUGUUUUACUCCUCGAGGAAGAGGUGAGGAGUUUGUCUGAAGAACUCGCUCAGUGCCAGACAGACAAGGAGUUUGUGUGGUCGCUUUGGAAGCGACUUCAAGUGGCCAGUCCAGACCUCACCCAGGCAGUGAGUCUUGUAAUGGAAAGAGAAAAGCAGAAAGCUGAGAACAAGGACAGGAAAGUUCUGGAGAUCCUUCAAGCAAAAGACUACAGAAUCCAAGAGCUGGAGCAGAAAGUGACGGCACAAGAGCAGGAGAUAAACAACCGAGUCCAGCAGUUGCGUGGCAGUGAGGAGGAGUGCGGUCUAAUGAAGAAAGAACUGGCAGCUCUGCAGCACAGACUGGGGAAUAAGAGUCGACAACUUAAGGAAGUGAGGAGGCAGGCGCAGGAGUGCGAGGAGGAGGGCAGGCAUGCCCUACUGGAAGCCAGGCAACAAUUAGAUGCUCAGCACUCAGCCUCUCAGGCAGAGCUGGAGAGAUUGCGGGACCAAGAGGCCGUCAGCAAUUCCAGAGUCAAGAAUUUGGAAGAGGAACUAUUCAGAAGCAGACAGGACAUGCUAGAGGCUCAGAGUCGCUCAACUGCUUUGUCCCUUCAGCUUUCCACUGUAGAACGGGAAGGAGCUGACAAAGAACAACAGCUCUGUCAAAUCAAACGCGAGCUCCAGGACUUGCAGUGUCUGUACAGGCAGAGUGUGGAACAUGCAGGAGAACAGGCCCAGCUCAUUCAGCAGCUGGAGGGGCUUAACCUGGACACGCAAAGAGUCCUGCACAGCCAAGAGGAGGCCCACACGGCAGACACCGUCUCCUACCAGAAGCUCCACAGCGAGCUGAGCGUGUCAUACCAAGCCCUUUGGCACAGCCAGGAACAGCUCCGCCAGCGGGAAGCAGCCCUCAGCAUGCAGCUCAGCCAGAGAGAUCAGCAGAUCCAAGAACUCCAGGCACAGCUGCAGAGUUUCACAGCCGCCGCGGGGCACUGUGAGGUGAGUCCGUGUGGGGAGCACCAUGACAGAUUUACAUCAUGCUCAAUGCCCUUUGUAUGCAAAGCAAAACCCAGACGCUCCUCUCAACAUCUGCCUCUGCGUGUUAUUAGUGUUAGUGAAAGCCGAGCUACUAAGGAGAAUGAGGAUCUGCGACGAGCCCAUGCCAAACAUCAUGACCGUUUACGCAUCAUUCAGACCAACUACAGAACAGUGAAAGAGCGGCUGAAGGAAGCUGAAGAUACCCAUGACUUGUCAAAAUGCAAAACACAAGUGCAGCAGGACAGAGAGGAUUUAUGGAAUGAAUUGGUGUUUUAUAAGGAGGAGAACAAGAAGCUACUCUCUGACAAAGCUAAUCUGGAGGAGGAACUAAACGCAGCCCUUGACAGAGUUGCAGUGCAGGACCUACAAGAGCAUCAGCAGGAGGAAACGCAAGCAGAGCUUCUGUUUCGGGAAGUGCCGGAGGACGAGGUCAGGAGGAGCAGCACCCCCAUCAAGACAACCGCCAGAAGAGUGGAACAGACUUUUAAAAAGAUCGAGCAGUUACAAAGUCAAAUGGUCUCUCUGGAGAGCGAGAUCGUGCGGUUGCGAGAAAACAACCGGGCGCUACAGGAAGCGAACGGAGCUCUGGCUGGAGAGCGGAGUGUUUUGCAGGCCAGAGUUCAGCUUCUGCAGGAAAGCAAGGAGGCGGAAGAGGCCCAGGCCAGAGAAGAACAGGACCGACUGCUGGCCCAGAUGCAGAGCUUUGAGAGACAGGCGAAAGUGGCCAUGAAAGCUGCCGCCCAGGCCAGGCGCAGACUGCUUAAGAUCCGCCAGGAACUAGGAGUCCUUCGAGCCGAGAGAGAUUUCCAUCGGUCCGCAGCUAAAUGCAGGGCGAAAGCCACCACUCUGGCAAACAACAAGAUCAGGUCCAAAGCACCCUGGGUUGACACCUCCAGCAGAACACGCAUGCGCUCGACGCUGAACAGGAUGGACAGUCCCGCCAAGGACGAUUGGGAGGACAUGAGCACAGACAGUGACAGUGAAGAGUUCUCUGACAGCCUGGGAAGUCGAUAUUCUGUUCAAGCUCGACGAGUUUCAAGGAAAACUAAGGGCUGCAGGUACAUGCUGAUCUGCCCCACAGACAGGCCUGGAGAGGAAUCUCAAACCAGAAACAUCCAAUUCCAAGGUGCCUCCCAGCAAAAGAUCAGGGAGAAAAGAAUUUCAAAGUCCCAUGCUGUUUUGCAACAGCGUCUUCUGUCCCUCCAGCAGCAAGUCACAGCUCUACAGGCAGAAAAACAAGCAGCACAGCAGCUCGCAGCAGAGCAGAGCCACAGACAAGUGCAAACUCAAGUGCAGUUAGACUCCCUUCUCCAGCAACUCAACGCCAGCAAGCAGCUUUCAAAGAAGCAGGCGUGCGAGCUGGCUGGUCUGGAGCAGCAGAAGGCAUCUCUGCAGAUGGAGUUAGAGCAGUGGAGACGAAUACGGCAGCAAACGUCAAUGAACCCCCCUGCCGUAGACCCGGAGCGCCUGCAGGCCCAAGUCAAACAGCUCACUCACCGACUGAAGAAUGCCAGCAGUGAGAUGAGCAAACACACUGCUGCUAACAAGAGCCUGAGGGCUCAGUUAGAUGAAAGAGAUCAGACACUGAAGGAACUGCACGAGAGGGUUGGUGUUUUAGAGAGGGAUGUGACGAUGAAAAGGCAGCUGGUGGAGGAUCUCAGGUGCAGACUAAAGAUUUGCCAGGACUCUGAAAGGAGCCAUAGAGCAGUGACUGAAGACUUGGAAAAGAAAAUGAAAUCUCUCACUGAUGAGUCAACUAACCGGAAAGCCCUUGUCGACUCUCUAAAGAGAAGAUUGACAGUUGCCACUGCAGAAAAAAAACAGCAUGAGACAACAAGCCAAAAACUCAAAGAAGAGCUUCAGAAAAAGGAGCAGAGAGUGGCCGUCCUCCAGGCGCGCAUAAGCGAGCACGAUCAGGCCAUGGCUGAGCUGGAGCAGACUGCGUCUAAACAGAUGCAUGGUUUGGCCGAGCAGAGCUCUCAGGCUCUGGAAACACUGCAGAGAAAACUCACCCUCGCCGAGUCCCAGCUGCACCAGUUCCACACAUUCAUUGGGGCACUGGCUAAUCAAUUGGCUCAGGAUGUGCAGGAUAUUAAAGCCCGUUUGACGAGGAAGAAAAAGAGUGAAAGAGAAGGAAACAGAAUGUCUAAAUGCUCACUAGUGAAAGCAGCGUCUAUCCUCAACAUGACAGAAACAGACCUGGUGAACAUGCUGGACACAGAUGAGUGUGAGGAGGCGUUUGUGGGUCGUGGGCCAGACACAGAUUGGGCUGAACAUGUACAACACAUCCUUCAGCAGCAGAUCCCCUCUGCAGGCCUGCUGAUGGACGCCAUGCUGGUGAAGAUGAAGGAGGGCAAAGUGCUGACAGAGGAACUGGCUGCACUUACAGCUGCAGUCAGCAAAAAUGCCUGACCGGAG